Molecule: messenger RNA, 882 nt
Organism: Morchella importuna
Lineage: Eukaryota; Fungi; Ascomycota; Pezizomycetes; Pezizales; Morchellaceae
Exons: 1
Coding region: 1-882 (293 amino acids)
Biological process (GO): RNA processing
Molecular function (GO): protein binding; RNA nuclease activity; RNA binding
Source: RefSeq, a predicted model, not a curated record
AUGCAUCCGCACUCUUUGUUAAACUCAGAAUUUCCAAUUCAUUGGGCAACCAGUACCGGAGAUCAAAGGGUCAUCAAAUAUCUUAUAGAUAUAAACCCCAGUUCGGUCGAUCUCCAGAACUUUUGUGGAGAUACUGCUCUCCACCUUGCGGCAAGGUACGGACAUGGUACGAUUGCGGAGUUGCUUAUGGAUAAGGGUGCGGAUAUCGAUAAGAAGAACAACUUCCUUAAAACUCCGCUUCAGUAUGCAGCAAAAAAGGGAUGUGUAUCUGUAGUAGAGCAGCUAAUUAAGAGGGGGGUCAAUAUUGAGGAUUCGGAUUAUCAAGGCUCGAAAGCGCUCCACAAAGCAGCACAGGGUGGCUCCGAAAACAUUGUUAAGAUUCUUUUAGAGAGCGGAGCCAGUAUCAAUAAUCGCGGAAACUCUGAUAGAACAGAACUUCAUUUUGCGGCCCAGUUUGGCUCUGAUACUAUGGUCGAAAUGCUGCUGCAAAAUGGUGGUAAAGUGAAUACAAGAGACAAAUAUGGCGAUACACCACUUCAUAAAGCUGCAGAGAGAAACGACAAAUCAAUUGCAAGUCUGUUGCUAGAUAAAAACGCUGAUAUCAACCUCAAGAACGAAUUGGGGUAUGCGCCGGUUCAUACAGCAGUAGAACUAAGGUCUAUAGAGGUUUUAGCCUUACUGGUCGACAACGGCGUCGAUCUAAAUGCUCAGAGUUUUUAUGGAGAUACUGUUAUGCACUUGGCAGUUUUCAAUAGGGAUACAGAGAUGAUGAGCUUACUUCUGAGAAUGGGUGCUGAAAGGGACAUCGAAGAUAUCAUGGGGGCAACACCACUCGACUGGGUCAAGAGCUGGGCGUUUCAUGAUUAUGGCGAAGCUCCCUGA